CGAGCGCCGACGGCGGCGUCCGCGUGUGGGGUGCGGAGCGGUGGCAGCCGCUCGGGGAGCCGCAGGCCGCGGGCGGCGGCGAGGCGGCGGUGGCCCUGGCGUGGGGCGACGGCCCCUCGGCCUGCGCGCUCGCCGCGGUCUGCCCCGGGGGGACAGUGCUGGUGUGGCGGGAGGCCGCGCCGCAGCAGUGGCAGUUGGCCCACCGCUGCGCCGUGCGCGGGCCCGCCGCCGCGCUGGCUUUCGCGUCCAGCCACUACGGCUGCGAGCUGGCCGUGGGCGGCGGCGGCGGCGAGGUCGUGGUGCUGACGCGGCGGGAGACCGCUGGCAGAUCGAUCCAGCCGGCCGGCGAGCAGUGGCAGAGGAGGGCAUUCGUGGCUCACGACGGCGAUGUCCUCGCGCUCAGCUGGGCCCCGAGCACCAGCCCGGCGACCAUGGCCGCCGGGCCAGCGGCGGCCCGCGCCGCGCUGCAUGGGCCCCGGCGCAUGGUCACCGCCGGGGCAGACCGGAGGGUGCGGGUGUGGCGGUACGACGAGAAGGCCGGCUCCUGGAGCAUGGCCCAGGAGCUUUGCGACGGCCUUGGUAGUCAGGUGAUCCGCAGCGUCACGUGGCGACCCAACAUGGGCAUCCCCGCCAGCCUGGUCGCCGCGUGCACGGAGGAGGGUACCGUGACCACGUGGGUACAGGACAUGGAGGGGCAGGCCUGGAGGCAGCAGCUCUCCUGGCAGGUGCCCGGGCCUGCCCGGCGGCUGGCGUGGUCCGAGGCCGGGACGCUGCUCGCAGUGGCUGUCGGCGAGGCUGGAGGACUGCUCUUCAAGGA
Messenger RNA from Prorocentrum cordatum, 817 nucleotides. The record is from the annotation of a GenBank genome assembly. NCBI's taxonomy places the organism in Eukaryota, Dinophyceae, Prorocentrales, Prorocentraceae.